AUGAACCAGGAGGAACUGGCCGACAAACUGUUGAGCGGAUCUGAUGCUGUCGAUUGUCAACAUAAAAUCAAAUCUCAUUUGAAGAAGAAGUUCAGGUGUGUGUUUGAGGGAAUUGCUAAAGCAGGACAGCGAACAUAUCUGAACGACUUCUACACAGAGAUCUUCAUCACAGAGAGAGGCAGUGGAGAGGUCAACAAGGAACAUGAGGUCAGAUUGAUUGAAACAGCUUCCAGGAAACCAGCCAAGGAAGAAACACCAAUCAGAUGUGAAGACAUCUUUAAACCCUUACCUGGACACAAUCAACCAAUAAGAACAAUGAUGACAACUGGAGUGGCCGGCAUUGGUAAAACCGUCUUAACACACAAGUUCACUCUGGACUGGGCUGAAGGCAAAACCAACCAGGACAUACACUUCACAUUUCUCCUCACUUUCAGAGAGCUGAAUUUACUGAAAGGGAAAGAGUUUAGCUUGGUGGAACUUCUUCAUCACCUCUUUAUAGACACCAAAGAAGCAGGAAUCUGCAGAUUCGACCAGUUCCAAGUUGUCUUCAUCUUGGAUGGUCUGGAUGAGUGUCGACUUCCUCUGGACUUCCAGAGAAACCCGAUCUGGACUGAUGUCACAAAGUCCACCUCGGUGGACGUGCUGCUGACCAACCUUAUCAGGGGCAACCUGCUUCCUUCUGCUCGCAUUUGGAUAACCACACGCCCUGCGGCAGCCAAUCAGAUCCCUGCUGAGUGUGUUGACAUGGGGACAGAGGUGAGGGGGUUCACCGACCAACAGAAGGAGGAGUACUUCAGGAAGAGAUUCAGAGAGGAGACGCUGGCCAGCACAAUUAUCUCCCACGUCAAGAAAUCACGAAGCCUCCACAUCAUGUGUCACAUCCCAGUCUUCUGUUGGAUCACUGCUUCAGUUCUGGAGGACAUCUUCAAGAAAUCCCAGAUCGAAGAGAUGCCCAAGACCGUGACUCAGAUGUACAGCCACUUCCUGAGGGUUCAGUCCAUACAGGGGGACAGGAAAUACCAUGGGAGGGCUGAAACAGAUCCAGACUGGAGUUCAGAGAGCAGGGCGAUCAUUGUUUCUCUUGGAAAACUUGCUUUUAACCAGCUGGAGAGUGGCAACCUGAUCUUCUACGAGUCAGACCUGGCAGAGUGUGACAUCGAUAUCAGAGCAGCCUCUGUGUACUCAGGAGUGUUCACUCAGAUCUUUAAAGAGGAGUGUGGGCUGUACCAGGACAAGGUGUUCUGCUUUGUCCAUCUGAGCAUCCAGGAGUUUCUGGGGGCCCUUUAUGUCUUUCAGUCCUUCAUCGAUACUGGUGUCAAUCUGCUCUCAGAAGAACCACCAACCUCCAGGAAAGAUAAACUCCUCCUCUACCAGAGUGCUGUGGACAAGGCUUUACAGAGUGAGAACGGACACCUGGACUUGUUCCUCCGCUUCCUCCUGGGCCUCUCUCUGGAGACCAAUCAGAUUGUCCUACGGGGUCUUUUGGGACAGAAAAAAAGAUCACUGUCCACUCAGAUUAAAACAGUGUUUUACAUCAAGGAGAAGAUAAAGGGAGAUCUAUCUCCAGAGAGAAGCAUCAAUCUGUUCCACUGUCUGAAUGAGCUGAACGACUGUUCUCUAGUGAAGGAUAUCCAACAGUAUCUGACAUCAGGAAGUCUCUCCGGAGAAUCUCUCUCUCCUGCUCAGUGGUCAGCUCUGGUCUUCAUCCUACUGACAUCAGAAGAGGAGCUGGACGUGUUUGACCUGAAGGAAUACUCUGCUUCAGAAGAGGGUCUUCUGAGGCUGCUGCCAGUGGUCAAAGCCUCCAAAACAUCUAUGCUGAAUGCCUGCAAUCUGUCAGAGAGAUGCUGUGAAGCUCUGGCCUCAGUUCUCAGCUCCAACUCCUGUGGUCUGAGAGAGCUGGACCUGAGUACCAAUGAUCUGCAGGAUUCAGGAGUGAAGCUGCUCUCUGCUGGACUGGGGAGUCCACACUGUACACUGGAAACUCUCAGGCUGAAUGCCUGCCAUCUGUCGGAGAGAAGCUGUGAAGCUCUGGCCUCAGUUCUCAGCUCCACCUCCUCUAGUCUGAGAGAGCUGGACCUGAGUACCAAUCGGCUGAAGGAUUCAGCAGUGAAGCUGCUCUCUGCUGGACUGGGGAGUCCCCACUGUACACUGGAAACUCUCAGGCUGAAUGGCUGUGAUCUGUCUGAGGAAUGCUGUGAAGCUCUGGCCUCAGUUCUCAGCUCCAACUCCUCUAGUCUGAGAGAGCUGAACCUGAGUACCAAUCAGCUGAAGGAUUCAGGAGUGAAGCUGCUCUCUGCUGGACUGGGGAGUCCACACUGUACACUGGAAACUCUCAGGCUGAAUCGCUGCCAUCUGUCAGAGAGAUGCUGUGAAGCUCUGGCCUCAGUUCUCAGCUCCAACUCCUCUAGUCUGAGAGAGCUGGACCUGAGUACCAAUGAUCUGCAGGAUUCAGGAGUGAAGCUGCUCUCUGCUGGACUGGGGAGUCCCCACUGUACACUGGAAACUCUCAGGUAAGUUUUCAGCCUAUUCAAACUGUGUCUUGGGGUUGUUUAAUAUGUAACGGAUGGUCCACGAAUAGUUAGACCGUUAUCGAAAAAUAACUCGUAAAGCGGUAUGCAUGUUAUACAUGUUAUGUAUAACAUUUUGGCCCGCUGAUGUAAGGGUUAGGGGUUGACCUGUAAACUACUAGUAUGUUAUGUAUGUUAUACGUUAUGUAACUCUGGCCAGUAGAUGUUAGGGUUAGGAGAUUACCUGUUAACUGCUAGCAUGUUAUGUUUGUUUUAUGUUAUGUAACUCUGGUCAGCAGAUGUGAGCUGAGGAGUUGUCAUUAGUUUAGACAUGGGGAUGAGUCUUUAGCCGUGCUGUGAUCUGAAUAUAAUGUACACCUCACCAUAGAACAUCACUGGCCGUGGUAAAGUGAAUCACAUUGAACAUUAAAGAUGGACUUUAUUAGCUUCACAUUAGUUUGGUGUAGUGCUGCUCAUGUCCGAUGCAUUUCUGUUGCUCUUUUGCCUGCUGACAAAACUCUUCCUGGUUCUACACAACGUUAGAACCUGUGAAGAAACGGUCUCAGCGUACCAAACACAUCGGGUACGCUCCUUACUCUAACCGAACAAUAUCUCAUUGAGUUGUAGCUAUUGAGAAAGGAGCAUUUGUUUAAGAUCCUGUUUCACAUCUAAGUGAAGGAAGUUCUGAUGUCUGUGAUGAUGUCAUCUCCCCACUUCCUCUUCCUGUUCUCCUUGUCCUCUUCUCUCCUUGUCCUCCAAAUGGAAUGAAUACACUUUAAAAAUGUGGUUACUUUAGUAUGAACUGCUCUCAAC
Gadus morhua (Atlantic cod) is the source of this 3323-nucleotide messenger RNA. RefSeq names its product NACHT, LRR and PYD domains-containing protein 3-like. Bases 1 to 2517 code for a protein of 838 amino acids. NCBI's taxonomy places the organism in Eukaryota, Metazoa, Chordata, Actinopteri, Gadiformes, Gadidae. The record is from RefSeq and is a predicted model, not a curated record. Gene Ontology annotation, molecular function: protein binding. The transcript is spliced from 7 exons.